Panthera uncia (snow leopard) is the source of this 7952-nucleotide messenger RNA. RefSeq names its product slingshot protein phosphatase 2 (gene SSH2). Gene Ontology annotation, biological process: negative regulation of actin filament polymerization; protein dephosphorylation; actin cytoskeleton organization. The record is from RefSeq and is a predicted model, not a curated record. Lineage: Eukaryota; Metazoa; Chordata; Mammalia; Carnivora; Felidae. The transcript is spliced from 16 exons. Gene Ontology annotation, cellular component: cytoplasm. Gene Ontology annotation, molecular function: actin binding; protein tyrosine/serine/threonine phosphatase activity. Bases 3155 to 7642 code for a protein of 1495 amino acids.
UGUAGCUUACUUUUUUAUUUUCUUAAGUGUGUCUCUUGAGAGCAAGUUUUUAAUUUUGUUAAAAUCUAUCUUAUAAAUUUUUUCUUUUAUGGUUCGUGCUUUUGGUGCCAUUAAGAAAUCUUUGCCUAACCCAUUGCCACAAAGAUUUGUUCCUGUAUUCUGGAAGUUACACCUAUUUUUUUGGUAACCAUUUAUAGUUCUCACAACUAGUCUUCACAUUUGAGGAAACUAGGCUCAGUGAGGUUGAAACAAUUUGUCAAAGGUCAUUGAGCUGUGAGUUGUGACUGUGUGUUCUGAUUCCAAAGUGCUUUUCCCACUGUGCAUAUUAUGCCAGAAUAUAUGCAUAUAUAGUAAGAUCAUAGGCCCAUGUAGAUCUAAUAUAUCCUGGGAAUGAUCAUUUAGUUUGUCAUUUCCCAAGGUCUUGCCUUCUCUUAUUUCCUGCUGGGAUCUACCAUUUAUUUUUUUUAAAUAAUAAUUUAUUUAUUUUUGAGAGAGAGAAAGAGAGAUAGAGUGCAAGCGGGGGAGGGGCAGAGAGAGAAGGAGACACAGAAUCUCAAGCAAGCUCCAGACUCCGAGCUGUCAGCACAGAGCCCGAUGCGGGGCUAGAACCCAUGAACCGUGAGAUCAUGACCUGAGCUGAAGUCGGACGCUCAACAGACUGAGCCACCCAGGCACCUAGGAUCUACCAUUUAUUUAGCACAUCAAUUAGAUGGCAAGUGAAAGAGGAAUUAAAUUAAAUUUAGUAAUCAAAUGUUAUUUUUUAGUGCCUUAAUAGAAGAUAUUUUCUAAUUACUUGGAUUCAAUCCAAAUUUUUAUUUAUGGACCACAGUAUUAAUGAUUUAAGAAUGCAUAUUGAAUAAUCAGCCAAAAAGUAUUUGAGUGCCUAUUAUAAGUGGCAGGCAGUGUGUGUAAUUGCUGGCCAAACAGUAAUGAGUGAAUCAGGUACACUUGAUCUUCUUCCUCUUGAAACUUGUAGUCUAGAGGAGUAGCUUUCAUUCUUAAGAAUGGAAGAUCUCCAUUCUUAUGAUGGAGAUCCACGGUAAGAAAUACAUUUUACAUUAUGACUUGUUACACUUGUAUAGUGCUCUUACACAUACAUAUCUAAAACAGAAGUUUCAUGAAACAGUUCUUCCUUUUUAUGCAGGGUGCUCUGAUAUUUUCUAUUUGUUGUUUUUUUGUUUUUUUUUUUUUUUAAGCUAAGUUGCUGCAAACCACUAAAUUGAUUUCACAAGCUAUUAAUGGGUCUCAGUCUGAAGUUUGAUUACUGCAGUUUGAUGAGUAGAAGCUGGUUGAUUACUGCUUUGGGGGAGAUUUUCAAACACAUGGUUUGUUGCCAAGGGGCUUGCUAGGAGAGCAUGAAUAUGGUGUCUGCCUUUUGAGAUUCCCAGCUUCCCAUUGCUCAGAUGGGACAGAGAAUAUAACUACAUAUUCCUCCCAAAUACACCAAAACUUUCAAAAUUUCAAAGGCAGUGCUAACGUCAUAAGAUUCUAUAGGUCUGGAAAGGACAUGCUUCUUAUUCUCAAAAUGAUCAGAGCUGUUUAGAUUUAGUAAUAAGUGGGAAAUAACUAGCUAAGGAAAUUUAUCCAAGGCUAAUGCCAAAACAUACACAGAAAACCUGAAAACUUUCAGUAAGAAGUUUAGAAAGUAUCUUUCUUCAUUUGAUUAUUUGGAAUUGAGGAAACUGGGUAUACUUAGUAGUAUUACUUGACUGGAAGUAAACUAUGAACAAUGCUUGCGGAGAGGACUUUUAUGAUCCCUAACCUCACAAGUGAUCUUUUUGUCAAAAUAUGGAACUGUUUCUUAUCCUUUACAGAAGACAGUUCAGAGCUUAGAAACACAAGAGGGGUCUAUCCAUUCAUCUCAGUUUGUAGUUCUUUGAAGAUUAGAGAAAAAAGGAUAUUGCUUCAGAAAUUUGAAAUUAGAACUUUUAAUCUGAGGAAGUUUUAUUCUGUGGCACUGUAUGUUCUGAUUUCUACCCAAAUUGGAUCCAAAACUUGUCAUUUUGGUAGUGGAGGUUUUUGUUUUCUACCCCAAUGGGAGCAUAACUAUUAUAGUAGGGUGAUUUUUACUUUGAAUUUUUCUAAUAACCACCUUCCUUUGAUAAAUCCACAUGACAAUGACAAUGACAGAGCCAAUGACAAUGAUCUGAACUUACAGAAAAUAUGUUCCAGAUUUAAAGUUUCUGGAGGGCGUAGGGUUUCAUUACAUUUCCUGAUGGAAAUGUAUUUCCAUGCAUUUCCUGAUGGAAAUUACAUUACAAUUCCUAAUGAAAUUAUUUUAUUGUGGCAAAGGGAUGAUAGUAAAUUACUGUAUUUUAGACAAUAAUAUUCUAAGAUGGACAUGGCUUAAUUACCAACUAAGAAUACCAGUGUUGUUCUCAUGCCAAUAUUUGUUCUCCAUCUAGACACUGGAAUAGUGAGAAUAACAAAAUGAGCUAGGACAACUCCCAAGUCAAUGGCUUCUCAUAUUUUGUUUUGCUUUCUUCUUUUUCCCCAGUUAGAAGAAACUAGUAUAUUUGGAAAGAAUUUUCUUGGUUAUGAGAAACAGAGACCAUCCUUUUCAGAGGAUAUAUUAACAUGAGAAAGAACUAAGAUUUUUCUCUACAUGGAAUGAACAUUUUCUUUCAGAGAAAUUAUCCUCCCAGGAGGGGAUUUUUUGCUGGAAUAUCCCGGUUUCUGACAAUCCUGCCCAUGCUCAGACAGCUCUGCCUUUCAAAACCUGACUGAUGUCUGUAGGACUUGGCACUUAUCACUGCUUCCUCAGGGGCAUUGCCUGGGCCUGGAGUUCAUCCUUGUGCUGACUAAUGUCCAAUGCAAGAAAUCCGUGUGUAAGCCCCAAGUUUUUUCUAGGAUCAAGACAGUAGCAACCAUAAACUCCUGUGCUUUAGUGUCUUUCUCUGCUUCUCAUGAAAAGAGCUCUGAUUUCUACUGACAUGGGUUUUGAUUUCUGCAGAGGACCUUCCUGCAUUUUGCCUCUGCUCUUGAGAAGAAGCCACUGUCAAAAGCAGUUCAUCUUUUUAUGCAAGUUUCUUUUCAAAGGAACUCCUUUCUGUGGCAGUAAUCAGGGGGCCUUGUUCACAAAGGUUUCUGCUGACCCCUGGCCUGAGCAGAGUGACUCUUCCCUUGUGAGCUCCCUGAUUCUGCAUCCUCCUUGAUGCUCUCUUCUUUGGGGUCUCUAGUAUCCUUGCUGUUAUCAGUUGGGGAUGCAUCCUUGUCUGUCUCUUUUUUUUUUUUUGGCCUGAAGCUUAGGGCCCCAAGGUGUUUCCCUUUGGCCUCCAUAAGGACACACAGCACCUGGAAAGCUGCCCUGGCCCCAGUGGAAACAUUCAGGAGAUGGAACUAUGAGACCUUAGAAGCCAACCGGAGUCAAGGAGCACUGCAUGGGGACAGACCUAUGAGUUCUCAUUUGGAAGACAGUGAAUCAGCAGUGUUACUUUCCUGUGAAUGUGAAGAAUCAGAUAUCUUUAGUGGUUCCAAUGAGGCAGACAGUGGGGAGGAGGAAUGCCGGUCACAGCCCAGGAGCAUCAGCGAGAGCUUUCUAACUGUCAAAGGUGCUGCCCUUUUUCUACCACGGGGAAAUGGCUCAUCCACACCAAGAAUCAGCCACAGACGCAACAAGCAUGCAGGUGAUCUCCAACAGCAUCUCCAAGCAAUGUUCAUAUUACUGCGCCCAGAAGACAACAUCAGGCUGGCUGUAAGACUAGAAAGUACUUACCAGAAUAGAACACGCUAUAUGGUAGUGGUUUCAACUAAUGGUAGACAAGACACUGAAGAAAGCAUCGUCCUAGGAAUGGAUUUCUCUUCUAAUGACAGCAGCACUUGUACCAUGGGCUUAGUCCUGCCUCUCUGGAGUGACACCCUAAUUCAUUUGGAUGGUGAUGGUGGGUUCAGUGUAUCAACGGAUAACAGAGUGCACAUAUUCAAACCUGUAUCUGUACAGGCAAUGUGGUCUGCAUUACAGAGUUUACACAAGGCUUGUGAGGUGGCCAGAAUGCAUAACUACUAUCCAGGCAGUCUGUUUCUCACCUGGGUGAGUUAUUACGAGAGCCAUAUCAACUCAGAUCAGUCAUCAGUCAAUGAAUGGAAUGCUAUGCAGGAUGUGCAGUCCCACCGGCCCGACUCUCCAGCUCUCUUCACAGACAUACCAACUGAACGUGAGCGAACAGAAAGAUUAAUUAAAACCAAAUUAAGGGAGAUAAUGAUGCAGAAGGAUUUGGAGAAUAUCACAUCCAAAGAGAUACGAACUGAGUUGGAAAUGCAAAUGGUGUGUAACUUGCGAGAAUUCAAGGAAUUUAUAGAUAAUGAAAUGAUAGUGAUCCUUGGUCAGAUGGAUAGUCCUACACAGAUAUUUGAGCAUGUAUUCUUGGGCUCUGAAUGGAAUGCCUCAAAUUUAGAGGAUUUACAAAACCGAGGGGUGCGCUAUAUCUUGAAUGUCACUCGAGAGAUAGAUAACUUCUUCCCAGGAGUCUUUGAGUAUCAUAACAUCCGCGUAUAUGACGAAGAGGCAACGGAUCUCCUGGCUUACUGGAAUGACACUUACAAAUUCAUCUCUAAAGCAAAGAAACAUGGAUCUAAAUGCCUUGUGCACUGCAAAAUGGGGGUGAGUCGCUCAGCCUCCACUGUGAUUGCCUACGCAAUGAAGGAAUAUGGGUGGAAUCUGGAUCGAGCCUAUGACUACGUGAAGGAAAGGCGAACAGUGACCAAGCCCAACCCCAGCUUCAUGAGACAACUGGAAGAGUACCAGGGCAUCUUGCUGGCCAGCAAACAGCGACAUAACAAGCUCUGGAGAUCUCAUUCAGAUAGCGACCUCUCAGACCACCACGAACCUAUCUGCAAACCAGGGCUAGAACUCAACAAGAAGGAGAUCACCACCUCAGCAGACCAGAUUGCCGAGGUGAAGACCAUGGAGAGUCACCCACCCAUACCUCCCGUCUUUGUGGAACAUGUUGUCCCACAAGAUGAAAAUCAGAAGGGUCUGUGUACCAAAGAAAGAAUGAUCUGCUUGGAGUUUACUUCUAGGGAAUUUCAUGCCGGACAGAUUGAAGAUGAAUUAAACCUAAAUGACAUCAAUGGAUGCUCAUCAGGGUGUUGUCUCAAUGAAUCAAAAUUCCCUCUUGACAACUGCCAUGCAUCCAAAGCCUUAAUCCAACCUGGACAGGCCCCAGAAAUUGCCAACAAGUUCCCAGACUUAACAGUGGAAGAUCUGGAGACAGAUGCGCUGAAAACAGAUGUGAACGUCCACUUACUGCCUCUGGAAGAAUUGACAUCUCGCCUGAAAGACCUUCCCAUGUCCCCUGAUCCUGAAUCACCGAGCCCCCAACCCACUUGCCAGGCUGAAGUCUCAGAUUUCAGUACAGAUCGCAUUGAUUUUUUUAGCGCCCUAGAGAAGUUUGUAGAGCUUUCCCAAGAAACCCGGUCUCGAUCUUUUUCUCACUCAAGGAUGGAAGAACUGGGUGGAGGAAGGGGUGAGACCUGUCGACUUUCAGUGGUAGAAGUAACCCCUUCUGAAGUGACAGCUGACGACCAGAGAAGCAGCUCUUUGAGUAAUACUCCCCAUGCAUCUGAAGAAUCUUCAAUAGAUGAGGAACAGUCAAAGGCAAUCUCAGAGCUGGUCAGCCCAGAUAUCUUCAUGCAAUCUCACUCAGAAAAUGCAAUUUCAGUCAAAGAAAUCGUCACUGAGAUCGAAUCCAUCAGUCAAGGAGUUGGACAGAUUCAACUGAAAGGAGACAUCCUAUCCAACCCAUGCCAUACACCAAAGAAGCACACCAUCCAUGAGCUGCCCCUGGAGAGGGCCCAGGCCCUAGAGAACAAACCUGGAAAUCUGGAGCAGAAUGAAGGUUCCUACACAGCCCAGCCUGAACUAGCCAAAGACUCAGGGAAGUGGGACCUAGAAGGCUGCCUGACUACACACUCAUUCACCACAGAGUUGGAAGAAGAAGAACCAGCUGAGGAGGAACAAGAACUCUGGGGCCCAGGGAUGCACCCGGGUGCCAAGUGGUGCCCUGGGUCUGUGAGGCGAGCCACCUUGGAGUUUGAAGAACGCUUGCGACAGGAGCAAGAGCACCAUGGUGCUGCCCCUGGUUGUACCUCAUUGUCCAUCCGCAAGAAUUCCAAGAAUGAGUCUUCUGUGGCAGACCUAGCACCAAAAGGGAAGAGUGAUGAAGCUACCCUAGAACAUUCUUUUGUCCCCAAGGAACCAGAGAUUAACAAGGGCAAAGGGAAAUGCAUUGGGUCUGAGGCUGGCCUGCUGCCCCAUUCCGAGCAAAAUGCCAUUGUUCCAGCACUAGAGCCGCUGGAGUUUCAAGAGUACCCAGGGUCAGAUAUUAGAACAAAGCUGGAAGGAGUCCUGAAGGAUCCGAGGACUGUGGUUUCAUGCCAGGGAUCUGAGACACAGUCGGUCCCUCUUUCCCUUCCCAAGAAGAUCGAAAUCAUUAUGUCACCCAGUCACACUGGGCAAGGGGGUGAAAGAGCCACCAGCGAAAAGAGUGGGGAGCAAGGACUGAGGAGCGUGAAAAGGGAGAAUUCCAUCACCGUCCUCUGUACACUGGAUGAAAAUCUGAACAGGACUCUGGGCCCCGACCAGCCUGCUCUGCACCCCACACUGCUACCUCUGCCUCAUUCUUCCUCUCCUGAGCACGACAGUCCCACCAACCUGACCUCUACCCUGAGCAGCCCUGAAGACUGGGACAACAGCCUGUCAGUGGCACUGGAGACAGGAACACCUUUUGUCAGUCACACAACCCAUGUACCGUCUGCCAACUUGGAUUACGCACAUUCCCGGGCCGUAGUUCACCUGGAAGGCUUCACAGAGCAAAGCAGCACCACAGACAACGAGCCCUCUUUGGAGCAGAGCGGCUGGGAAGAAGGUCUGGACGGUGCACUCUCCAGUGGCAGUGAAGUGCCAUACGAAGGCUCUCUGUUAAGGAGUGAAGACCUAAGCAAACUUGGUGAUAAUAUCGGGGAGUUACAAGAAAAACUGGACCCAUUACCUGCAGCCUGUCAACCCCCACAUAGCUCUAGUAGUGACAGUAUGAAGAGUGUCAGCCAUAGCCUCAGUGUGGUGAAAGAGCGCACUAAAGACCUCGAGUCCCGAGCGAUCUGCCAGGCAGGACUCACCAAAACAGCCAAAAUGCGGCAUUCAGCUUCCCUUGCCAAGUUAGGUUACUUGGACCUCUGUAAAGACUGUUUAUCAGAUAGAGAGCCUGUCUCCUCUGAGCCCUCUCAUCUCAAACUGCUUCAGCCCUUCAUCAGAACAGACUCAGGCAUGCAUGCCAUGGAGCCCCAGGAGUCCUCAGAAAACCCAGAUGCCCCCCAGAACCUAGAGCCCACCAAGUAUUUUAUAGAGCAACUCAAAACAACAGAGUGUAUCGCUCAGAGCAAGCCAGUGGAGAAGCCUAUCGUACAGUAUGCCAAAGAAUUUGGUUACGGUCAGCAGUGUUUGCUCCCCAGGGCAGAACCCAAAUUGACUAGUUCUGAAGGAGGCCUUCCUUUGCUACAACCCCAGGGACUUCAGCGUGCAGGCCCGGCUCCCGGGCUGGCUGUGGCGCCCCGUCAGCAGCACGGCAGAACUCACCCCCUUAGGAGACUGAAAAAAGCAAAUGAUAAAAAACGGACAACCAACCCCUUCUAUAAUACCAUGUGAUUCUGAGCCUACACAUGUGACUUUCUAAAAGAAAUGUUUGUAAAAGGGGCAGGUGUAAUAUGUAAAGAACAUGCACUUUAUUGGUUAAUUUUAUAAUAUUUUGGUCAUUUUACUGUUCCUGGCGCAUGCAGGGUUAGGGUUUUUUUCUCUGUGUAUGUGUGCGUGAGAGAUUGAUUUGGACAGCAAGACCAUUUUAUCAUUUUUUUAUUUUUCGAAAAAUCAAACCUCAAAAAAUACUCAUUUUCAAAGAGCACCUUUAUCAAAGGCAAAUUGCUGUUUUUCAAUCAGCUCCCAUCAGCUCCUCAUUUUU